Molecule: messenger RNA, 2283 nt
Organism: Mesorhabditis spiculigera
Lineage: Eukaryota; Metazoa; Nematoda; Chromadorea; Rhabditida; Rhabditidae
Source: the annotation of a GenBank genome assembly
AUGGCGAUUGGUAGUGGCAAAGCGCGCUCCCGCCCAGCAAACGGUCCUCGCACGCUUGUCAAACAUCAACAGGGGCAAAAAUGGUACAGCUAUCAGGUGAAUGCCGUUUCGGACGGAGCUGAAGCUAAUCAAGAUAUGAUCGCAAACGCAGGCGUCCUGUUCGAAAAUGAGCUAGAGCUCUAUAAGAAAAGUGUCCGAUCUAGCUCUGGAUCUGAAGCUUCAUGGCUGCAAACCGUACUCACAAAGGGUACGGCCGGCGACCGGAUGACGGCUAUUCAGUUGGAAAUCACUAAUAGUCCGAUACAUUCCCUGAAAUAUGUGGAGCAACUAGUACGCCAAUGUGAGAAAAAGGCGCUUCGGGAAGCACUGGACACCAUUCAAGGAGAGAAGUCGCUUUUGAGCGGACUCGUGAACAAGCUGGGACAUCCAAACUACAAGAUUGGAGCACGCGUGGCUUUUCUUUUGGAAAAAUUGUGUCAUCGCCACUCAGUGAUGCGAUCAGUAAUUGUCAACGAAGUCGAACACUUGGUUUACAGGAAGAACGUACAUCCUCAUGCUCAUUUAUACGCUGCAACUUUUCUCUCCCAGAUGCCUUUUUGGCCGGGAGAUUCUGACUUGGCGGUGCGAAUGCUGACAAUCUACUUCGGUCUCUUUAAGAUCUUGAUUGCCCGAAAGAAGUUUGAAGAUCGCUUGUUGCGCAUUUUGCUGACAGCAGCGAAUCGGGCUUUCCCAUACGCGAAAGCUAAAGCCGAAUCUCUCGUAGCUGAUAUGGACACGCUUUUUAAACUCGUCCACACCGGCAACUUUGUCGUUGCUGUCCAGACCUUACGUUUGAUUUUCCAAGUCCUGGAGUUAAGUGCCUCUCUGUCGGAUCGCUACUAUUCGGCGCUUUACAAGCUGCUGCUCGAUCACAUUCCCACGAAUAUGUACCAGCAGGUUCUAAGCCUGGUCUACAAAUCUCUGAAGAACGAUACACUGGAGAAGCGUGUCCGCUCAUUUGUCAAGCGUCUGUUGCAGGUUGCUCUGAGCGAGGCACCCCCUAUGUCGGCUGCGAUACUGUUUCUCAUCUCAAAAUUGGCGCAAGAGCGACCACAAUUGGUGGUGACCCGACGCGAGCCUGAUAGAAUGGUGCCUCUUCGAGAUCCAAAGACCAUCCAAUGGCCGCCAUCUAAAGAAGAGAAGGACGCUGAUGAGGAAGUGUACGUCGAUCUCGAUGAUUCUGGGAAGCCGAUAGCGCGCAAGCAAGAGACUGACGCGGACGUCAAGCCUGAAAAAGGGACUGUUGCACCUACGAAGAUUUCCGGCUGGGUUCACAAGGAUAACAAAACGCACAAAGGAAGCUCAUCCCUAUAUGAUGCCAAUAGCCGGAACCCGCUCUACACAGAUGUCGAGGAUUACGUGGAUUUGGAGCUCGCCGUCUUGUCCAAGAGCUUCCACCCAUCUGUAGCCCUUUUUGCGAAGAAUUUGCAAAAGGGAGAGUUGAUUCGUUAUUCUGGCGAUCCGCUUGAGGAUUUCGCUCCCAUGCGCUUUCUGGACCGAUUUGCCUACAAGAACCCGAAGGAGCGCAAAAACCUGAGCUCAUCGAAAGUGGUGCAUAAGAAGCUUUACGAUCCCUGGGGUGUGCGGAAGCUGAAGGUCUCGUCGAAAGAAUAUUUGACGAAGCGGACUGAGGAGAUCCCAACUGACGAACGCUAUCUGCAUAGAUUCGCGAUUUUGAAAUUCCAGCCCAAGGAUGAUGCGGAGCAUGUUGAUAAUUGGGAUGAAGUUGAGAGCGUGGGAAGUGACGAGAUUGAUCGAAUUCUUGAAAAGCUGGAGCCUGGUGAAGCCAACGAUGAUUUUGAAGUCGACUUUGGCCAGGAAUUUUCUGUCGAGAAAAAAGCCAAGGGCAAGAAAGCCUUGAAGCGUGCAGCCGAUGGAGAUGAUGAUGAAGAAACCGAUGAAGAGGGCGAGUCGGAUGAUGAUGAAGAUGUAGAAGACGUUGAUAUUGAUGAUGAUGACGAGGAUAUGGAUGAAGGAGUGGAAGAUGAGGAGGACGAGGAUGAUUGGGACGACGACGUUAUGGAAAUGGAAGGAGAGGGAAGCGAUGACGAUGACGCAACCAGGAAAAGUAAACCAUCAAAGGAUCCAUUCGACGACGAUUCGGACGGAGAUUUUGGCUCUGGAGACGCCUUCAUGGCCGCUGAUAAGUUCGCUGAGAUGUUGGAAGACGGCGGUGAAGAGGAGUUGCAACGCAAGAUCAAGAAGCAUAAAACCCGCAAGCCCAAGGGUUACAAGAAAAGUCGU